AAAAGCUACCAAAAGAGUAAGAAUAGAGAGAAAUUCACACAUAAAAAUAGAGAAAAUAAAAAUGGAAAAAUCCAAUAAAUGGGAAAAAACUCUUGCACAAUUAAUUCAAGAGGAGAAACAAAAAGAGAAUAUUGUAGCUUGUUUGAAAUCAUCAUCAUCAUCAUCAUCAUCAAUAGAUUUUUUACCCAUUUCAAUAAUUAAUGAUAGUAUUAAUAAGAGUAUUAGAAUUAAUCCUUUAGAAGAAGAAUUUGAAAGUCAUCAUGAUUAUGAUCAUCAGGGAGAUCAUAGUGAAACUAAAACUAAUAACAUUGUCAAUAAUAAAGAAGAAGAAAUAAGCAGUAAUCCAAUAGAAGCAUGGCUUCCAAUAACAGAAUCAAGGAAGGGAAAUUUGUAUUUUUGUAUAUUCCAUUUGGUUUCUUCUGGGCUUGGAAUUCAGUCUCUUGUUCUUCCUCUGGCUUUUGCUACUCUUGGCUGGGCUUGGGGAAUUGCAUGGUUAUCAAUUGCAUUCAUAUGGCAACUCUACACCAUUUGGGUUCUUACUCAACUCCAUGAAUCUUCCUCUGGACAUCGAUACAGUCGAUUCCUUCAGUUAGCAAUGGCAGCAUUUGGUCCAAAGCUGGGGAAAAUUUUGGCACUAUUUCCAGUAAUGUACUUAUCAGGAGGAACCUGUGUAACACUUCUAAUAACAGGUGGUGGAACUAUGCAACAUUUAUACAAGAUAUUGUGCGAAAAUAGUCAAAUUUGUGAUCCAAAUUCAGUAACAAUUGUAGAAUGGUACAUGGUUUUCCUUUGCUUAGCCAUUGUUAUAGCCCAGCUCCCUAACUUGAAUUCAAUGGCUUGGGUGUCGCUAGUUAGCGCGAUCACGGCCAUGGUUUACUGCACUCUUAUUUGGGUUCUGUCCAUCUGCAAUGGUAGAGUUACAGGGAGUACUGACCGGCCCUCGAAUCAGGGAUCGGAAUCUGAGAUUAGGCCAUUUAUGGAUGUUAUAUCUGCAGUUGGAAUUGUUGCCCUGUCUUUUAGAGGACAUAACCUUGUGCUUGAAAUUCAGGGGACUCUUCCAGCAAGCAUAAAACAUCCAACCCACAAAACAAUGUGGAAAGGAGUGAAAUUUUCAUAUGCACUAAUAGCUAUGUGUUUGUUCCCCUUAGCCAUUGCUGGAUAUUGGGCGUAUGGUAACUUGAUAGUUGAUAGAGGAAUGCUAAAUGCAUAUGCACAAUUUCAUCGGAAACAAGGCUCAAAGGUUCAGCUAGCCAUAAUGUACUUCUUCCUCAUCAUAAAUAGUUUAUGUUCAUUCCAAAUUUACGCAAUGCCAGUUUUCGACAACUUUGAGCUGCGGUGUGUUAGCAUCACCAAGAAACCCUGUGCGUGGUGGUUAAGAACGGGGCUAAGGAUAUUUUUCGGAGGGUUAGUGUUUUUCAUAGCAGUUGCGGCUCCUUUUUUACCCCAACUAGCACUUCUAAUCGGAGGGAUUGCGUUGCCAGUUACCUUUGCAUACCCAUGUCUCAUGUGGAUCUUCAUCAAGAAACCCAAAAAAUUUGGGACAGUUUGGUGUACCAACUUAAUUCUUGGUAGCUUAGGAAUUUUCCUUAGUGUAUUAUUAAUCAUAUCUGCUAUAUAUAAUGUUGUAACCAAGGGUAAUUCUGCUAAUUUUUUUCAUCCCAAACCAUAGUUUACGAAAUCAUGUAACGAUUUAUCUCAAUGGAAAAUUUUGUAAUUACUAUAGCAA
Amaranthus tricolor (Joseph's coat) is the source of this 1726-nucleotide messenger RNA. RefSeq names its product lysine histidine transporter-like 8. The record is from RefSeq and is a predicted model, not a curated record. NCBI's taxonomy places the organism in Eukaryota, Viridiplantae, Streptophyta, Magnoliopsida, Caryophyllales, Amaranthaceae. Gene Ontology annotation, cellular component: plasma membrane. The coding region runs from base 62 to 1669 and encodes 535 amino acids. The transcript is spliced from 5 exons.